This is a messenger RNA of Gracilinanus agilis (Agile Gracile Mouse Opossum), 2321 nucleotides long. It is a transcript of the gene TTYH3, whose product is annotated as tweety family member 3. Gene Ontology annotation, cellular component: plasma membrane. The record is from RefSeq and is a predicted model, not a curated record. The coding region runs from base 43 to 1629 and encodes 528 amino acids. Gene Ontology annotation, molecular function: volume-sensitive chloride channel activity; intracellularly calcium-gated chloride channel activity. NCBI's taxonomy places the organism in Eukaryota, Metazoa, Chordata, Mammalia, Didelphimorphia, Didelphidae. The transcript is spliced from 13 exons.
UUCACCCCAAUCCCUCGGAGUCCCCCGCGGACAGCCAGGCCCAUGGCCGGGGUCAGCUACUCCGCGCCCUGGUGGGUGAAUCUUUUGCACCGGCUGCCCCAUUUCAACCUGCAGUGGGAGGCGACGAGCAGCCAGUUCCGGCCCGAGGACACGGAAUACCAGCAGGCGCUGUUACUGCUAGGUAGUGUAGCUCUAUCUUGCCUGGCUCUGGACCUCCUCUUCCUCCUCUUCUACUCCUUCUGGCUGUGUUGCCGCCAUCGGAAAAGUGAGGAACAUCUGGAUGCCGAUUGCUGUUGUACGGCCUGGUGUGUCAUCAUCGCUACUCUGGUCUGCAGUGCUGGCAUCGCUGUGGGAUUCUACGGCAAUGGGGAGACCAGCGAUGGCAUUCACCGGGUCACAUACUCACUUCGCCAUGCAAACCGAACUGUGGCUGGAGUCCAGGACCGGGUGACAGACACCACAAUGGCCCUCAAUCAGACAGUGGAGACCAGCCUUCAGACCCUGGAGAAACUCUACACGAAACAUACUGAUUACCUGCACAUUGUCCAGAAACUCCAGGGCCUUCUGUAUGACUUGGUUCGGCAAACCGCUGAGAUCCCCUUCUGGAAGAAUAAUGCGGUAUCACUGGAAGAGUUGGCGGUCCAGGUUGACCUCUAUGAUUGGUACAGAUGGCUGGGGUAUCUGGGCCUCCUCCUUUUUGAUGUCUUGAUCUGUUUGCUUGUGCUCUUUGGACUCAUCCGGAACUCCAAGGCCAUCCUAGUAGGGUAUGUUCUUAAGGCAAAGAGAAAACCAGCUAACCAGGCUGCCCUGGGGCUCGGGAGCCUCCGGCAUGCCCCAAGCCUGCUUUCAUCAGCAGAGAUGCCCUUGCGACUGAGCCGGACCCUGUCUCUGUGUCCCGGUUUCCUGUUGCAAAAUCAACACAAAGAGAUCCUUCACUAUUACCUGGAUUGUUCUGCUGGAUACAUAAAUCCCUUUCAGCAGAAGCUGUCUGGGAGUCACAAAGCCCUGGUGGAAAUGCAGGAUGAUGUUUUGGAGCUCUUGAGGUCCUCCCUUAGAGAAUAUCCCACCUCCAAGGAUUACCUGAUACGCAUCCAGGAAGUUCUGAAUUCUACGGAGAUCAAUCUACAGCAUCUGACCGCCUUGGUGGAUUGCCGUAGCCUGCAUCUGGAUUAUGUCCAGGCUCUGACUGGCUUCUGCUAUGAUGGAGUAGAGGGUCUCAUCUACCUGGUGCUUUUUUCUUUCGUCACGGCCCUCAUGUUCAGCUCUAUCGUGUGCAGUGUUCCUCAUACCUGGCAGCAGAAAAGGGCUGCUGAUGACGACGGUGAGGAAGAGUCCGCAGCUCCAGGAACCAGGCAGACCCAUGACAACCUCUAUCGAGUACACAUGCCCAGUCUGUACAGCUGUGGGAGCAGCUAUGGGAGUGAGACCAGCAUCCCUGCGGCAGCACACACAGUCAGCAAUGCCCCUGUCACAGAGUAUAUGAGCCAGAAUGCGAACUUCCAGAACCCUCGAUGUGAGAACACCCCUCUGAUUGGCCGAGAAUCCCCACCACCUUCAUACACCUCCAGCAUGAGAGCCAAAUACCUCGCUACCAACCAACCUCGCCCUGACUCCAGCAGCGGGCAUUAGACACCGAUCGCAAAUGUGCCAACUGCCACCCUGCCCCCUGUGCUCCCUUGCCAAACCACUCUGCUUCCCUCCCUCCACUCCUCCUGAUGCUGGCUCUGUACCUCCUGCUUCUGCUGUUCCCAGCAUCUGGCCACUGGGACCCUGAGAGGCCAAGGACCACCGGGGAGUGAGCCCAGAGAGAGGGCAGGGGCUCCUGGGGCAGCUUAAGGACUCACCUUCCAGCCUACACGAGCUGCUGCACAGGCCGAGGGCCCAGGUUCAUGUGCUUCUUCCAUAAGCCAAAUGGGAAUAUUAACAAAUCAGUUUCCUACUCUUCCUCUGCCUCAUCCACCUCUGUCCCUUCUACAGAAGGAAAAGAUGCUUUGGAGGUCUGGGCUCUGGAGUGAUUCCUAACGGUGCUUCUCUCAUUCAUUCUGGACCAGCUUCAAGUCAUGAGGGCUUUGAGUCCAGGGUGUCCUUGUCCUGGUCAGGAAAACAGUCUCCUAUGCGCCCUUUUCUGACCCACACACCUAGGUAUCGACCCAGAUGUACACAUGCCACAUGGAUCCAGACAUACACUCAUGCUGACCCAGACACCCUCACUUUGACCUAAAUGGAGACCCUUAUGCUGACCCAGAUAUAGGCUCACUUUGACAUGUAUUUUUUGCCAUCAAAUUUAAGUACCCCCAUGUACACACACACACACACACACA